AUGGAGAACAUGAUGCAGGGCAAUAAGAUCAGACGAGUUGCAGCUACUCGCAUGAAUGAGAGGUCAUCUCGAUCACACACGAUUUUCCGGAUUAUUCUGGAGUCGAAAGAUGCCAAUCAGAAAGAUGGACCUGUACAUAUAAGCUACCUUAACUUAAUGGACUUAGCUGGUUCUGAGAGAGUUUCUCUGACGAAAGCUGCUGGUGAGCGUCUUAAAGAGGGGGCUAACAUAAACAAAUCUUUGUCAGUAUUAGGAAAUGUGAUAAGGCAACUAAGCGAGGGGAAGGAGUUUAUCAGUUAUCGCGAUUCGAAAUUGACUAGACUGCUCUCACAGGCUCUUGGCGGUAAUGCCAAAUCAUUGAUUAUCGGGAAUGAAUGUACAAAUUCAGAUGUAUAUGGAUCUGUAGUAAAACCUUUAGUCGAUUCCUUCAUGGAAGGUUUCAAUGCCACAAUAUUUGCAUAUGGCCAAACAUCUUCUGGCAAAACACACACCAUUUUGGGCAAUAAAACAGAUCCUGGGCUUUUCCAAUUAGUAUCCAAUCAGUUAUUCCAGCAUGUGGCAGACCAGGUUGAUAAGAGGUACUUGAUUAGAUGCAGUUAUAUUGAAAUCUACAAUGAAAAGAUCAAUGACCUCCUGGAUAAGAGCAAUCAGGGUUUAACUAUAAGAGAAGAUAUCAAAGGAAAUGUGCUGCUUGAUGCAAGGGAAGCUGUCGUAGACAAUGUUGAUAAAGUUAUGGAGAACAUGAUGCAGGGCAAUAAGAUCAGACGAGUUGCAGCUACUCGCAUGAAUGAGAGGUCAUCUCGAUCACACACGAUUUUCCGGAUUAUUCUGGAGUCGAAAGAUGCCAAUCAGAAAGAUGGACCUGUACAUAUAAGCUACCUUAACUUAAUGGACUUAGCUGGUUCUGAGAGAGUUUCUCUGACGAAAGCUGCUGGUGAGCGUCUUAAAGAGGGGGCUAACAUAAACAAAUCUUUGUCAGUAUUAGGAAAUGUGAUAAGGCAACUAAGCGAGGGGAAGGAGUUUAUCAGUUAUCGCGAUUCGAAAUUGACUAGACUGCUCUCACAGGCUCUUGGCGGUAAUGCCAAAUCAUUGAUUAUCGGGAAUGUUACUUUAGCUGCAGAGGAGGAGACUAGAUCUACACCAGAAUUCGCCCAAAGCACUAAAACUGUCAAAAAUAAAACGAAAGUAAACAUCUUGUCAGCUACAGAAGAGACACUUCAAGGAUAUCAGAACUUGACUCGCGAUCUCGAAACUCGGCUCAAAAAGCAGGCAAUUAAGCUAAAAGAGAUGGAUAAAAGCAAACAAGAGUAUCUGCUCGAGAUAGAAAGACUAAAAACGGAAGUAUCUAUUGUCGGGCGCUUUCAAAUGGGAGCCUCGGCAUCAACACCGAAAAAAACAUUAAGACGUCAUACUUUUGGACACUAUGGCAACGUAUCACCUAAAAAAGCAUCCCUAGGGUAUAUGCCAUUGAAAAAUUAUCCACCCAAAGAAGAAUCAUCCGGACGUGAAAUGAGGCCUAUUCAAGAAGAGACAUAUGAGGAGGCACUAGCCGAAGCAGAAUCUGUGAUAGCUGAAGACGUGCAAGUGUACUUAAAAGACAACUCAAAGAACUGGAAGAAUCUUUCAAUGAGCUUAGAGAAUUCACUAAACUAG
Molecule: messenger RNA, 1653 nt
Organism: Acanthoscelides obtectus
Lineage: Eukaryota; Metazoa; Arthropoda; Insecta; Coleoptera; Chrysomelidae
Source: the annotation of a GenBank genome assembly